Molecule: messenger RNA, 672 nt
Organism: Prorocentrum cordatum
Lineage: Eukaryota; Dinophyceae; Prorocentrales; Prorocentraceae
Source: the annotation of a GenBank genome assembly
AUGUGUUCCGGCCCGAGCGAGGACUUCUUCGGGCGCUGGCCCUGCCCGGGCUGCCGGCCGCGGGGGCCCGGCGGGCUCGCGGAGGCGCAGCUCGCGGGCUGCUGCGCCCUGCGCGCCUGCGGGCGGCAGCCGCCGUGGCGCGCCGAGUGCGGGCGGGCGUGCACGGACGAGGAGGUCCGGGGCGCCGGCGGCGGCGAGGCCCUGGCCCGGGAGGCGCUGCGCCGCUUCGUGGGCGUCUCGGGGGCCGGGGCCGCCGGGGGGGCCGCCGCCCGCAACGCCUUCCUGGCGGAGGUGCUCCGCGCCCUGGGGGAGGACCAUUCGGCGUCGCAGCUACUGCUGCGAGGCGUGGCCCUGCGCGCCGUGCGGGCCGCGCAGCCGCUGGAGAGGACGGCGGAGGCGGUCUGGCGGUGCCACGGCUUCCUCGUCCGCGCCGGGUGGCCGCUGGGCAUGAUGCCGCUGCACGGCCUCUACGGGGCGCUCAUCGAGCGGGCGCAGGCGGAGCUCGCGGCGCACGCGGCGGGGGCGCCCUGGCCGGCCUCUUGGCCCUCCGUGGUCGCGGCCGCGGCCCACUGCGCGGCCGUGCUGGAGGGCCCCGACAGCGCCAGGGCGAGGCGGGGCGCUCUCUGCAGCCUCCUCUGCGCGAGGGAGGGGGCUCCGCCGUGCGUCGCGUAG